Molecule: messenger RNA, 1299 nt
Organism: Aspergillus pseudotamarii
Lineage: Eukaryota; Fungi; Ascomycota; Eurotiomycetes; Eurotiales; Aspergillaceae
Product: pyridoxal phosphate-dependent aminotransferase
Exons: 1
Coding region: 1-1299 (432 amino acids)
Biological process (GO): amino acid metabolic process; biosynthetic process
Molecular function (GO): transaminase activity; pyridoxal phosphate binding
Source: RefSeq, a predicted model, not a curated record
AUGACGGAAGCAAGCACCCUCUCAAACCGAGCCGACGCCCAAUGCCAGGCAUAUUCAAACAUUGUCUGGGAAGUACUGAAAGACCUAUGGCACCCGCAAGACAAUCCGAAUGGAAUUGUCAACCUCGGCGUGGCAGAGAAUACCCUGAUGCACAGUGAGUUACAAGAUUUUGUGAGACGCAAUACGAAUAUACGCCAACAUGCCUUCACGUACGGGGACGGGAACUUCGGCAGCAAGCGACUAAGACGAGCUGUUGCGCAGUUCCUCAACGAGCGUCUACGACCAGUGUUACCACUCGAAGCUGAGCACAUAAUGGUGACAAACGGUGUUUCCCACGCAAUCGAGCACUGCUCGUGGGCGCUGUGCAACAGAGGUGACGGGAUCCUUCUCGGACGACCCUAUUACAAGUCAUUCAUCGCCGAUAUCUCUCUUCGACCGGAGGUCAAGGUUGUCACAGUGAGCUUUGGUGGGCUUGACCCCUUCAGCCCGGAUUGUGUUAAGAGCUAUGAAGAGGCAGUCCUGAGCGCUAGGAAACGCGGUGUCAUUGUGCGAGGACUCAUCCUUUGUAACCCGCAUAAUCCUUUAGGGCGUUGCUAUCCCAAGGAGACAAUUAACGAGUUGAUGAAGUUAUGCCAACGCUAUCGGAUGCACUUCAUUAGUGACGAGAUAUAUGCUCUGUCCACAUGGGAAAAUAGAGAGGAUACCGGGGACUCUCCUCCAGUGCCUUUCGUUUCGGCCCUGGCGGUUCCAACAGAUGGGCUAAUUGACCCAAAGCUCGUGCAUGUUUUGUGGGGUAUGAGUAAAGAUUUUGGCGCCAAUGGACUCCGAGUUGGGUACCUUAUCUCUCAACACAAUCGCAAUCUGGCCACAGCGCUACAAUCCGUUGCGCUGUACUCUUAUGUGUCCUCUAUCUCGGACCACGUUGCAGCCGAGAUUCUCGAGAAUGUGGAUUGGGCUGAUAGGUAUAUCGCAAGCAACCGGAAAAAGCUGUCUAAAUCCUUUAGCUUUGCAGUUCGCUUCCUGAGGCAACAGGGUAUCUCAUAUACCCCCGGUGCCUAUGCGGCGUUCUUCCUCUGGGUUGAUUUGGGGAGUGCAUAUUGCGAGAGACACCCGGAGGUAUCAACGUCAAGAGACUUAAACACGACGAUUAGCAGGCGGUUGCUGGAAGAGAAAGUAUUCAUUGCGAAUGGGACGAUCUUUGGAUCCGAGAAGGAGGGGCUCUUUCGGAUUGUGUUUUCACAUCCCGUUGGAUAUCUUGAAGAGGGGCUCAAGAGGAUGAUGAAAGCGAUAGAUCUUUAA